Molecule: messenger RNA, 1841 nt
Organism: Malus domestica (apple)
Lineage: Eukaryota; Viridiplantae; Streptophyta; Magnoliopsida; Rosales; Rosaceae
Product: protein VAPYRIN-LIKE-like
Molecular function (GO): protein binding
Source: RefSeq, a predicted model, not a curated record
CACGGAAGGCACCACAAUUAGAGGGCAGACAAUCCAAGUCCAAGAAAAAGAUCAAACAACCAAACCAAUCACCAUUUUCAUCAGACAACCAAAACCCCAACACCGAAUUUUCCCGAGAAAAUAACUUUCCCGGAAAAUUUCAGUUUCAGUUUCGCCAUGGACAGGCUGGUGAAGCCAGACGUGAAGGAAGUGGAGCUCAACUUCAAGCGAGACCAAAAGUGCAGCGCAACCUUCCGGCUUAGCAACCUCAUGCACACCAUGUCCGUCGCCGUCUCUCUCACCACCACCAACCCAUCUCUCUUUUCCUUCACUCACCCCCUCUCCAUAAUCCCGCCGCUCUCUUCCUCCUCCUACACCCUCCUCCUCUCUCAGCCGUCCGAUCAGCCCCCGCUUUCCCUCACCGCCAACCCUCAUGACGUCAUCAACGUCGAGGCCUCCAUGCUCCCCACAGGGAAAGCCGACCAGGAGGAUCUCCGCCGCCUGUUCCGCCGGUCCGGGCCUCACGUUUUCCGGGACGCUACUAUACCCAUCUCGUUUGUGGGUCCGCACGUGGUUGAAUUUCUGAUUUCUCAGCUCACCCGGAUCUCGGAAUUCGAUUCGUUUUUUAACAAGGCGAUUUCUGGGUGCUCUGGGGCUGAGCUCACGGCGCUGCUCGGUCCCGCCAUAGCUUCCGGGAAUGCUAAUUUGGUCUCCGACCUGAUUGACGCCGGUGCGGUUGUAAAUCAGAGAGAUUCGGAUUCCGGGUCUUUGCUAUCUCUCGGUGUUCGGUCCGGAAACAUUGAUAUUGUGAAGGUUCUGAUCGCCUCCAGCUGUGAAAUUGGUAAUUCAGCAGACGAGGUCUUGCACGACGCGGCGGCGAUGAACCGGGUCGAUUUGUUUGAGAUUUUGUACAAGACUAUCGGUGGAAUUGACGUGAAUUUGGUUGACAAGGAAGGUCGAACUCCGAUUCAUAUCGCGGCCGCGCACGGCCAUGUCGAGAUGUUGAAGUUUUGUAUUUCUAUCGGAGGCAAUGCGGAGGUUACGGACUGUAGAGGUUGGAGUCCGCUUCACUGGGCGGCGGAGAAGGGGCAUUUGGGGGCCGCAAAGUGUUUGUUAAAUUGCUCCAAUGUGAAAUACGCCGUCACCAAAGACGGAAGGACGGCUUUCGAUCUCGCCGCCGCGAACGGGCACACGAGACUGCUGGGUUUCCUGCGAUACGACGACGUCCUGAACCGGGCGGCAAGGUUGGACGACGCUCACGGGAUAAAGAGUUGCCUUGCGGAGGGGGCAGAGGUGAACGGGAGGGACCAGAAUGGCUGGACCCCUUUGCACAGGGCGGCGUUCAAAGGGAGGAUCGAGUGUGUGAAGGUGUUGCUUAAUCAUGGUGCUCUGGUGGAUGCCGUGGACGAUGCCAGCUACACGCCGCUGCACUGCGCGGCGGAGGCGGGGCACGUGGAGGUGGCUCUGUUGCUGGUUGCUCAUGGAGCUCGGGCCAAUGUGAAGAGCUUGGAGGGAAUUGUUCCCACCAAUUUGGACCGUUUCAACUUCAAGAACCACCCUGCUCUUUUCAACCCUUGCGUCAUGAAAAAGAGCGAGUUUAGCCGGGAAAUAAACGCCUAUCACGGAGCUAAACCUACGUUGUAACGUCAACGUGACGGUAUUUUGUGUUGAUAACGCAGUAAUAAAUGUACGAUUGAUUUGAAAUAACGUCAAAUUGCAGAUAUAACUAGGUUUUUUUCGUGACACCGUGAUUGUCGAGUUUCUUGUUACAUUAUGUGAUCAAUGGGUAUAUAUUUGUGUUAAUUUUUUGAUGUUUGUAUAACGUGGAUGGGAAUGGUGAUGAGUUUUAAUGGUUUCUUCAA